Messenger RNA from Pezoporus flaviventris, 1011 nucleotides. It is a transcript of the gene OXA1L, whose product is annotated as OXA1L mitochondrial inner membrane protein. Gene Ontology annotation, cellular component: mitochondrial inner membrane. Lineage: Eukaryota; Metazoa; Chordata; Aves; Psittaciformes; Psittacidae. Gene Ontology annotation, biological process: mitochondrial respiratory chain complex IV assembly; protein insertion into mitochondrial inner membrane from matrix. The record is from RefSeq and is a predicted model, not a curated record. The transcript has 8 exons. Gene Ontology annotation, molecular function: membrane insertase activity. The coding region runs from base 28 to 1011 and encodes 327 amino acids.
UCCCUUACACCUCCAACCCCUUCGCUUAUGGGUCCAGCCCCUGCUGCUACAUCCCAGGACCCCCUUGCUAUGGGUCUGGCCCCCCAAGCUAUGGGGCAGGGCCUCCCGGAGAUGCGUCUGGAAGAGCUGGGCCUCGGGGCCUUCACCCCUGUGGGGCUGGUGCAGAACUUCCUCCAGUACCUGCACCUCGAUGUGGGGCUGCCCUGGUGGGGGGCUAUUGCGGCAGGCACCCUCUGCGUGCGGGUGGCCCUCCUGCCCCUAUUGGUCCGGGCGCAGCGGGAAGCCGCCCUAUUGGCUCGCCACGCCCCCCGCCUUCAGGAGCUCUCCAAGGGAUUGGCUGAGGCCCGGAGGGGCAGCGACCAAAGGGAAGUGGCCCGGGCCUACUCGGAGCUGAUUGGCUACCAACAGCGGCACCGCCUCAACCCGCUACGGGGUUUCCUGGUGCCCCUGGUCCAGACCCCCAUCUUCAUCUCCUUCUUCCUGGCCCUCCAAGCGAUGGCGGCGGCUCCGGUGCCGGGCUUGCAGUGGGGCGGCCUGGCCUGGUUCCCCGACCUCACUGCCCCCGACCCCUUCUACGUCCUCCCCGUGCUCGUGGUCGCCUCUAUGGGGCUGGUGCUGGAGCUGGGGGCGGAGUCGGGGGUGUCGAGCCCGGGGGGCGUGGCCACGCGGCAGCUCCUGCGCAUCCUGCCCCUGAUCUGCCUGCCCUUCAUCCUGCACUGCCCCACGGCCGUCUUCACCUAUUGGCUGACGUCGAACUCCUUCAGCCUAUGGCACGCGGCCUUGCUGCGGGUGCCGGCGCUGCGCGCCCGCCUCGGCCUCCCCCUCCAGUGGCGCGAGGCCCAGGCCCUCCAGCGGGGGGAGGAGCGACAGUGGCGCUUACGUCAUCACCUGGACAUGGCCGCCAAGGGCCCCCUCCGCCAGACGUUCGCCCGGAACCCCCUGGCCCCCCACACCCCCCCCCCGCCCCCCCCCCUGCCCCCCAAGCGCCCCUGGAAGGAGACCUUGGGGUGA